Messenger RNA from Paraglomus occultum, 885 nucleotides. The record is from the annotation of a GenBank genome assembly. Lineage: Eukaryota; Fungi; Glomeromycota; Glomeromycetes; Paraglomerales; Paraglomeraceae.
AUGAUAUCAGUCUCAUUGAUUCUUGCAUCUGUAUCCGCUCUCCUUGCAUUAUCUUCGUCAUUCUAUGUCUUCCACCGUCUAUUGGUGUCGCCUGCGCUUCUCCACUUUACGUCAUUCGUCGGUGCCAUCUUGACGCUUGCUCUUUCUGUCAUUUCGGUCUUGUGCUCAGUUUCGGACAUUUUUCGAACGUUUGGUGUGCUGGGAUUGGCUGUGUAUAAUGUAGUAGGGAUGGUGUUGGACGACAGCACAGUGCCGAAUGAAACAUUAAGAAAAGCCGAGAUUUACGUAGCACUUGCAACGGGGUUAGUGAGCUUGAUAUAUGCAGCGGUGCCACUAAAAAGAAUGAAGAAAGAGAAAGAGCUGAAACCCGAGCGAACCGCCAUUUCCAUCAUUAGAUUACUCCAAGUCGUAGCAUUUUUCAUUGCCCAUUUCGCAAUAGCAGUGUUUAGCACACAAAAGCAACCGUUCAUGGACGUCAAGUGGGAUGCAAUCGACUAUAUACUGCUCGGGUUUAUAUUUUUAUUUCCGUUGAUUCCUACACCAAGGGGGAUAGUCAAAAGGAUAAAGAAGAGAUUUCUGGGAGUCGAAGAACUAGUAAUUGGUGGAGACUUUAGACCGAGCAUGAUGGUUGAACAACUAAAUAAUCCGCAGCAAAGCAAUGCGUCAAUGGAAAAGGAAAUCGAGAUGGAAAUCGGAAGCAAAAUGGAGGAAGGAAGACAAGAUGCAGGAAGGACACUAGGAACGCGAGAAAUAGUAGAGAUGGAUAUACAAGGACCUUUUGUUGUCAAGUGGAAUAAUAUUAAGGUGGAACGAGAAGAGAACAAUGAUGAAGUGAGAGAAAGUUACGGAGCGUACGAUAGGUUGUUAAGGCCUUAUUUUAGUUGA